This is a messenger RNA of Aquila chrysaetos chrysaetos, 2334 nucleotides long. It is a transcript of the gene TK1, whose product is annotated as thymidine kinase 1. The transcript is spliced from 7 exons. The record is from RefSeq and is a predicted model, not a curated record. Gene Ontology annotation, molecular function: ATP binding; thymidine kinase activity. NCBI's taxonomy places the organism in Eukaryota, Metazoa, Chordata, Aves, Accipitriformes, Accipitridae. The coding region runs from base 251 to 925 and encodes 224 amino acids. Gene Ontology annotation, biological process: thymidine metabolic process.
GCGGCGCGGGCCCGGGAGCGGACGCGUGGAGGGAAAUAAGAAUUUUCGCGCCUGUGUCCCCAUUGGCCGGCGCGGCGGCGCGGCGGCGCGAGCCCUCCUCCGAUUGGCCGGUGAGGCGGCGCGUGGGCGAGAGGCCUCUCCGGAUUGGCCGGCGCCGCGCUGCAGCGGAGAGGCGCGCGCGGGCGAGCGGUCGGUCAGUCGGUCAGUCAGUCAGUCCGUCCGUCAGUCUGUCCGUCCGUCCGUCCGAGCCAUGAACUGCCUGACGGUGCCCGGCGUCCACCCCGGCUCGCCCAGCCGCCCGCGCGGGCAGAUCCAGGUGAUCUUCGGACCCAUGUUCUCCGGGAAGAGCACGGAGCUCAUGCGGCGGGUGCGGCGGUUCCAGCUCGCUCAGUACCAGUGCCUGCUGGUGAAGUACGCCAAGGACACACGCUACUGCACCUCUGGCGUCUCCACGCACGACAGGAACACCAUGGAGGCCCUGCCAGCCUGCCUCCUCAAGGAUGUGUACCAGGAGGCACUGGCCUCUGCGGUCAUCGGCAUUGACGAGGGCCAGUUUUUCCCAGACAUCGUGGAGUUCUGUGAGAUGAUGGCCAAUGCUGGGAAAACCGUUAUCGUUGCUGCUCUUGAUGGGACUUUCCAGAGAAAGGCCUUCGGGAGCAUCCUGAACCUGGUGCCGCUGGCAGAGAGCGUGGUGAAGCUGAAUGCUGUGUGCAUGGAGUGCUACCAAGAAGCCUCCUACACAAAGAGGCUGGGAGCAGAGAGGGAGGUUGAAGUGAUUGGAGGAGCAGACAAGUACCACUCCGUCUGCCGAGCCUGCUACUUCCGCAAGCGGCCUCAGCAGCCUGGGUCGGAAAACAAGGAGAACGUGCCCAUGGGGCUGAAGCAGCUGGAUGUGGCUGCCUCCCGGAAGAUCUUUGCUUCUUGACUGCUGGGCUCCCAUGUGGGGAAAAACAAGAGGAAGGAAGCUAAAUGCUGUGACUCCCGGAUGCCAGAUUUGGCUGCUUCUGCUUUUAGCAAAACUGUUCAGUGUCUUAGCUCUACCUGUCAAACCAAGCCGCUCUUCCUCUGCACCAAGCACUAGGAAAGAGGAGGAUCAACCGGACCUGAUGCCAGGGGGGAGCUGAAGCAGGAGCAUGACUAAAAGUGAGUUCCUUUCUCAGAACACGGAAAAGAGACAGAUGUAGUUACUGAUGCUGCCACACAAACAGGUCCUGGAAAACUGUCAGCAAGCCAGGCUGCAGGGCUUCCAUCGCUGGCCUUAAUUCUGGCCUUCUCUCCUGGGUCUUCUGCAUAUGUUCAGACUGCCACUGAUGGCUGGUUCACUUGCCUGUGAACGCAACUGUUUCUUUCUUGCACACUGUUGCUAAAGCCCAGGUUUCCUAAGACCGUGUAGAGUAACUUAGUAUUUUAAACUCACUUCCUUUUUUAACAGUCUGAGGAGAUAACCCAUCCCUUGUCACAGAGCUAUGGCACAACUUUUCAACUGACACACGUAGCAACAGCCUGGCCCUCAGCAGUCCCUUUGAAUGAAUGUUCAUGGCCUGUCCAUUUGCCGUUAUACUCAGUUGCUCUAACUGUCUUGUAAAUUUUUGUCGAAACAGAAGAGGGGGAAAGGAAGGCUUGACUUGACAGCCUGACAGUAGGCUCUUCCUAGCUUUUGAACUUUAAAAGGGCAAGCAGUGGUCUGUAUAUUAAGACAGAGUCCUUUUGGAAGAAUUAGACUUCACUGCAGGAAGAGCUUCCUCUCCAAAACCAGGGUGUUCUUGUUCAGGUCCAAUCUUGGUGCUGCCACUUCAGUGUUUUGUUACCUGUGAAGGGUUUGGAGGCUCAGGACUUACUCUGUAAAUGUUUGGACUACUGUGUCUGUGAAGAUCUAGCUACUUGGAAAAGGGUCUCUGCUUUGAGUGGAUGGUUCUCAACUCUAGUCAACUCUAGUCAUGCAUCUUGCUCCCUCCUGAGCCUUCCAAAAAUUUUCGAGGCUCAUUCUUCCUCAGCUGUAAGUUGACUGAAGGAUCCUCUUCCCACUUUGCUUGACGUGGCUUCUGGAAGGUUGCUUUGUUUUUUUCUUACUCCUUGCAAAAGUGCUGUUCACUGUAAGCCAGUGUCCACAAGCUCCAAGCAGUGGCUCCUUGUUCGGGCCAGGUCCAAUCUCCACGUGCGAGUGCAGCAUGCUCUGUUUGCGGGCACCCUCCCUGGAAGCUUACAAGAGCUGUCUGAAAACCCCUGCUCCCUCUGUGUUACUUCAAGGGACGACACUUGUAGUACUCACAAGCACUUGAUUGCCAGGCCUGGGCUUUCCCCUUAGGGACGGGGAAGGCAGCACUGCUACUGGUU